Molecule: messenger RNA, 5243 nt
Organism: Lytechinus pictus (painted urchin)
Lineage: Eukaryota; Metazoa; Echinodermata; Echinoidea; Temnopleuroida; Toxopneustidae
Product: RISC-loading complex subunit tarbp2-like
Exons: 5
Coding region: 33-947 (304 amino acids)
Biological process (GO): regulation of regulatory ncRNA processing; siRNA processing
Cellular component (GO): nucleus; RISC complex; cytoplasm
Molecular function (GO): siRNA binding; double-stranded RNA binding
Source: RefSeq, a predicted model, not a curated record
UUCAGGUGAUUGCAUGAUCCAGACUGAUCGCCAUGGCUAACUGCAAAACCCCAGUGAGUAUCCUACAGGAACUCUGCGCCAAGAAGGGAGUGACACCGGUUUACGACACCAUUGGCCAGGAGGGGGCGUCCCACCAGCCAAAAUUCACCAUUCGCUGCACUGCGGGGGAUGUCGUUGGUAACGGGCAGGGGUCGAGCAAGAAGGUUGCCAAGCAGUCAGCAGCGGAGGACGUUCUUCAGCAGCUUGAUGUUGAAGUCCCUGCUGUGGAAGAUGAAGGAAGGUCUCUGAAAGACAACCCUGUGGGUGAGCUGCAGGAGUUGGUAACACUUCUAGGAUGGAGGAAGCCAGAAUACGACGCCUUGGAGGAGAGCGGACCACCACACAACAGACGUUUUGUCAUUGCCGUUUCCGUCGACAAGUACAAGGAGCAAGGUGUUGAUCAGAGUAAACGCCUUGCAAAACGAGCGGCUGCUACCACCAUGCUGGAAGUCCUUCAUAAGCUGCCCGCUGACAUCAACCCUGGCCUCAUCAACAGAAAGCCUAAGCAAAAGCACCCGAAGAUGCCUGGGCCUCAUCGACUUGCCAUCAAAAAUCUACCUCAAGCUGAAGGCAACUUCAUCCGUAGCCUCAAAAUGAACGCUCUCAAUUUCCCAGAUCCCUCCUACUCCAGCAUGCUCCAAGACCUUGGCCAGGAGCAAUCCUUCAAAGUGGAGCACGUCCCCAUCGAGGAGCAGACCAAGGCCGGCCACUACCAGUGCUUCGUCAGGCUCCACACCGCACCCGUCACCGUCUGCUUCGCCAACGGCCUCUCCCGCAACGACGCCAUGGAAACGGCAUCCCACAAUGCACUGCAGUACUUGAAGGUCAUGGCGACGAAAGUGCCUGCGCCGCCCAAGGCGAGUGCCGAGUCGAACGGACAGAUGCGCAUUAAAGCCGAACCCCGCUGAUAGAGGCUAUAAUGAUAUUUUGUUGCCUGGCCAAUGGAAGGGUGGAAGGAUGGGCAUGUGCGGCGAUUUUUCGAUUCCGGCACAGCUGGCAUGAGAGCAUUAGCUCAGUUGCGCACUACGCAAAAUGCCAAAUGUUCUUUGCAUAAGUGAGUUAACACCCUCCUGCUUGAAUAUCAGGAAUGGGAAUCGACGUACAUGUAUGCAUCCUAAUGCCCUCAUGUCAGUCAGGCAACAAUUUAUUCUGUACACUAACCCAAUUGUUUCCACCUAUAGUGUAUUUAAAGAGUCUACAAUGCGUAGGUCACUUCAUGGAACUUUAUAUAGGUUACAAAUACAAAAAAUAGCUAUUAAUAUUGGUAUUCUGACAAAUAAUUUACAAUUUCAGUGAUAUAUUGUUAUUUUGAUUUAUAAAUUAGACUAGGGAUUCCGCUGAAAAUGUAUUUUAAAACAACUGGAUUUCAAUUCAAUGUGAUGGGAAAUUUUGCAGUGUUCAAUAACCCACAGUGUAAGUUAUUAGAGUUCCAUGAAAUGGCACUGUAUCUCUCUCUCUCUCUUUUAAUGGAUCUACCAAAUGGUAUUCUUUUUUUUUUUUUUUGGAUAGACCACCAGAUACAUGUAUGUGCUUUCUAAAGCCUGCCUCAAACUAUGCAAUCUGCAUCGAGCACAUUUUUGUAUGUAUUGUAUUUAAUCUAAUGAAUUUUGUAAUUUUCAGAGCAAAGUACUACCAAGUUGUUGUAUGCAACAUUGUAGGUAGCUCGAAAAAUCAAUCCCAAAUCCAAAAUACCCACUUCCAGGUUGGCUGAAAUCAAGUUGCGUUUAAAAUUUGGUUUUGCGUUUGGUUGUAACUCUUUGUGCUGCAGAUUGCUUAGUAUGAGGCAGGCUUUGCACGGUUCCAUGACAUUUGGUCCUGCGACAAUUGCUCUGCUCUGAAUCCACACACUAAUUGAAUGACCAACUUCAACCCUGGGUUUACACACUAUACCCUCUCAUGAACCUAACAUAAAACCCUAUUGCGAUCCUAACCCUAACCCUACAUCUUAGAUGAUAUUAAGCCGAGAGCAAUUGUUGUAGGAGCAAAUGUCGUGUGACCGGCUUAUAGAAUGCAUCUUUUUUAAAUCCAUGAAAAAGUUUGGUCUGGCAGAAGAAAUGUUUGAGAUAUUGUUAUUUGUACAUUUUGUGUAUAGAAAUAAGGAUGUCAAAUGUUGGAAAUUAUGAUGUAAAAUGUUAGCUGGUGUCUUUUCUUUUUUAGCCAGGCAGAAGGUCCCAAAUGUAGUCUGCUCGAAUAUUUUUUUUUAUGGUUGGGGGCCUUGAAUGUUGGUUUGAUAAUGUUUUAGAAAUUGAAAUUGAUAUAAAUGUAUAUUGCUUCAUUUUGAGGAAAUGAAUUCCUCUGACAUAUCAAAAAUUCAUGACGGAAUAAUUUUUCUCUGAUUAAUUAAUAUUUCUAUAGAAAAAAAGGUGCUUUGUAAUGUACAUUUUUUCACGUGGUGAGGUUGAGGUACAUUUGCGGUUUAGACCUCUAAGAGAAAAUGACAGCAUAAAUUCGAAGAGGUAAUGGAAAAAAAAUUACGAUAUCUAUAAUGUAUUAUACUGUUUGUUAUUGGCUAUUCUCACUUUUUUUUUAUCGUACCCUUUCUUUUUAUAAAAUUACAGAAUAUUGAUUAGUGAUCUUCAGGAUUUUUCCCUUUUUUUUUUUUUUUUUAUACAUUUGAUUGUACAAUUAAUGGUUUGAAUUACAUGUGCAUAUCAAGGGUAUACUAACAGGAGGAGGAUAAGUUACUUUUUAACAAAGUUUUAAAAUAUUUUUAAAUCAAAUUUUAAAGCAACUUCUGCAGAUACUGAAAAUCAUGAAGCCAUAUCUUCAUUCAGCUUCCAAUCACUGGCGAAGCAAAUCAACUAGAUCACCAAAAUCAUGAAGUAUCUCUAAACUAAAAAAAUAAAUGUUUGCGUUAAUGCCUUCUGGAUGUCAAUAACCCAUCUGUGUGUUUCCAGAAUCGGACUAUUUAACUCUGAUUAUUUGUUUUCUAUUGUAUUUUGUAAGCAGCUGUUUUGCACGACUGCUGGUUAUGUUUUCAUUUUCGUUUUUGUUUUUAAUGCAAAGAGUUUGGAGCCGAGGAGAGUGUUUCAUAAAGCUGUUCGUAAGUUAAGCACGACUGGUGAACCUUUCUUAUGUGCCAUAAUCACCAAUGAACACUUAAAGGUGAAUAUCAUUUACCACAAGAAAGGAUCUUCAGUCGUUCUUGAAGUCGUUCUUAACUUACGAACAGCUUUAUGAAAUGGGCCCCUUUAACAAAAAGGUUUGUGAUGAAUUUUAAAUAUGAAACAACUACUCUGAUGGUUUCCUGGGCCCCGUCUUACAAAGAGUUACGAUUGAUCCGAUCAGUCUCAAGUAUAUGGAAAUCCAUAAAUGUUAUAACUUUUUCUUCCGGAAAAUUGCUCAAUGUCCUUUGAAAACAGAGAGAAGCAUACUGAAAUGUCAAGAAAUCAGUGUAUGUAUGAGUAUACGUCAUUUCUAGAAAAUAUUUUGGACAAACAUGUAUUUUAGAUGUUGACGUUGCUGGUUUUCCAUAGUUACGAUUGAUCGGAUCAACCAUAACUCUUUGUAAGACGGGGCCCUUGGUCAGAGUUUUGAAUAAAGUACACAUCACACUCGGUGAUUGCAACCCUCUAUGUAACGGAGCCCUGGAAUAAAACUUUUGAAAUCUCACAAUGCAUCUGUUGCUCGUAUUUAAUAAUAAUAAUAGUCAGUUCUUGUAUAGCGCAUAGCACAUAAAUAACGUCUCUAUGCUCUUCCAAAGGACUUGGAUAUUGUUACAAAAAAAAUUGUAUUUGACAUGUAUAUAAUUGUAUAUUCAGUACAAAAAAUCAGUGUCUAUCAUUUGUUUGUUCUAGGAGCAGAAAUACCUCUCGUCAUAUACUUACAAGUGAAUCAGAAUAAUGAGAUUUAAAGGGACACACACUUGGGAGUGAAGAAAGCAUCACAUCAUUAUCAUCACUAUUUAUGUAUAUUUGCAGUACUGGCAGCUUAUUCGGUGAAUUUCCAGGAAACAGAGCAUACCUAAUCAUUUUGUUUGUUUGUUUUUUGUACAAUUUUAUAGCAGUUUGUAUGCAGAAACAGUCUCUGCCCAGUAGCAUGUAUUUGGUUUAGAAAUGUCAGUACAUGUUUCUUGUCAGUAUUCGUGUGGUGUAUGGAGAGGGAGUUCCAAAGACUUCAACUUUUGUAUUCAUCUUUUUUUUUUUCCUGUACAUGUGAAUGUCGAAUUCAGCUCAGAACGCUUUAAACAGAAUAUCACGUCCUUUUUAAACUAUUUUACUGAGCAAUACAAAGGAAUAGCACCCUAGAAAUAUGAAAAUCAUGAUGCCUAUAUAAUUGAACAAGUUUAUAUGUGUGUGGCUCUAUAAUGUUCAUUGUAAUUGUACACAAGGAAUACAAUAUUACUUUAACAAGUCUGUUACAGACUUAAAACAUAUACAUACCUCAAUCAAAAUUGACAUGUAAUUUGGACACUUUUUUCACCAUAAUUGAUCAUGUACUAGAAAAAAAUUGAGUUUUUCCUUGUUUUCACAGGAUGUAUACUAUUUUACUUAUUUUUACAACCCCCAUAUAAACAAAUAUGUAUUUACCUUUUUAUUGAGUGUUAAUACUUUAAAAGUGAAAUAAUUUAUCUUCUACCAUGCUGUGUUACAAUGCUCUCAAUAUGAUAUAGUUACAUGUAUAUCAUAUAUUUUUAUUUCUGCUAACAUGACAGCUGAUUGAAAAUUACUGGACAGUGUCAUUUACUAUUAUUAUUUUGAAUAAUCAGAUAUUGCUCCAUUGGGCAUGAGUUAAUCACUCUAUUAAUACAAGGAAAUACAUUGAACACUUUGAAAGUCAAGUUAUUAUAUACUGUAUUUGUUUUAGAUACAGUUUGAUACAUCAGCCUUACUUCUCAUAUUAGUGACCUGCAGUGUAAUUAUUAAGUUUAAGGCUGCAUUCAUAUUCUUAUUUUUAUGUUUUGACGGCCAUUCACAAAUUAACCUCUCAGAAUGUGACUGAAACUGGAGUUUCAUUAUGUUUGUGUAAAUUUAUCUCCUAUUGUGUCAUGGAAUAUUUGGCAUAUUUUUAUAUUUUGCCCCCCCCCCCUGUACCUUGAUGAAAUGAGAUAUUUGCAUUUCUUCCUUUUUUCCCCCUUUAUUUAUGUGGUUUUUUUUUACUCCCGAUGAUGUGUACAAUUAGAAUGGCAAAGGAAGUGAAUUAAAAAAAAAUGAAUAAAAUUUUGAAAAACCACCACUGCUUUGGAACUAGCAGGUAUUUAUGAA